Molecule: messenger RNA, 3619 nt
Organism: Cyclopterus lumpus (lumpfish)
Lineage: Eukaryota; Metazoa; Chordata; Actinopteri; Perciformes; Cyclopteridae
Gene: gopc
Product: golgi-associated PDZ and coiled-coil motif containing
Exons: 9
Coding region: 592-1926 (444 amino acids)
Biological process (GO): negative regulation of protein localization to cell surface
Cellular component (GO): Golgi apparatus; membrane; trans-Golgi network transport vesicle
Molecular function (GO): transmembrane transporter binding
Source: RefSeq, a predicted model, not a curated record
AGUGAUUGGCAGUUAGAGUGAAGUGGGAUGUUGUUUGUGUUGCUAGCUGUUGAGAGUUCAUCGUUAGGUCUGCGUGUAUCAUAUUUAACGGUGUUGACUGUUGUUUUGGCGUAGGCUACGGCCCACAGUAGCCGAGCUUGUGUACUGUCCACUAAUACAUCGGAACAAGUAAGAGCACGUCUCGUAGCUUUCCUUACCAAGGGUCGCUACAAUAUGAUUUAGCACUUAUUCGCCAGUCGCUGGCAGACACUGGGUGUACGGGGUGUUGCCACCGGGCGGCCAAAGCUCGCUCUGCUAUCCAUUACUUUUCACUGGAAUGAGGCAGACCGUACUAAUCGCCUCACAGAUACAAUCGCUAGUCUGAUGUGGGACUUCCUGGUCAGGCAAAGGAUUUACACAAGAAUCAGAAACGUACGCCAAUUUGUCUGCGCUGACUCAACACGCAGUCUAGUCAUCAGGUUUCAACAUUAUCUCGACUGUUAUUUUGCUGUUGUAAACAGAGAGGGGUUCAUUAACGUUGACGUUACUCCCCAUCAAAGUUAUCUAGCUAGUAAGCUAACGUUAACGUAAGGGGUCUAUUGUGCUCUAGCCAUGUCCGCUUCGGCUGGAUGCUCCCCGGCGGCUCAGAGAUCAGGCCUGGGUCCAGGUAUGUCUAUGUUUCGCUGGCUAGAAGUGCUAGAGAAAGAGUUUGACAAGGCCUUCGUGGACGUUGAUCUGCUGCUCGGAGAAAUAGACCCAGAUCAAGUCGAUAUCACGUACGAGGGUCGGCAGAAGAUGACGAGUUUGAGCUCCUGUUUCGCUCAGCUCUGUCACAAAACCCAGACGGUUUUCCAACUGAACCACAAACUAGAAGCUCAGCUAGUGGACCUGCGUUCUGAGCUGACUGAGGCUAAGGCUGAGCGGAAAGUGAUAGAAAGGGAGGUCCAUGACCAGCUCCUGCAGCUUCAUGCUCUCCAGCUGCAGCUCCAUGCCAAGCAAGGCCAUGCUGAGGACUCUGACUCCAUUAAAGACAGACUGCCUGCCCCAACAUUGGAAGUGAUGGAGCAGGAACUCGAGGUCAGCAAGAAGGAGAAAUUAGCAGAGGCAAGACUGGGGACAGAAGUAAAACUAUUUAAGAAAGAAAAUGAGGCUCUUCGCAGACACAUGGCAGUACUGCAGGCCGAAGUGUACGGAGCCAGACUGGCGGCCAAAUACUUGGACAAGGAACUGGCUGGCAGGGUUCAGCAGAUCCAGUUACUGGGCCGUGACAUGAAAGGGCCAGCACAUGACAAGCUGUGGAACCAACUGGAGGCAGAGAUUCACCUUCACCGCCAUAAGACUGUCAUCCGAGCAUGUCGGGGGCGCAAUGAUCCGAAGAAACCUCUUCUUUCUCCAGUGGGGCAUGGUCCAGAAAUGUUGAAGAAGAGCCAGGGAGUUGGCCCUAUCAGAAAGGUGGUGCUGGUCAAAGAUGAUCAUGAGGGGCUUGGCAUCUCUAUUACAGGAGGAAAGGAGCACGGAGUUCCCAUUCUAAUCUCAGAGAUCCAUCCAAGUCAGCCUGCAGACCGAUGUGGAGGUCUGCACGUCGGAGAUGCCAUCCUUGCUGUCAACAGCAUGAAUUUGCGAGAUGCCAAACACAAGGAGGCUGUCACCAUUCUGUCUCAGCAGCGAGGACAGAUAGAAUUUGAGGUGGUGUAUGUGGCUCCAGAGGUGGACAGCGAUGAUGAGAAUGUGGAGUAUGAAGACGACAGUGGCCAUCGUUAUCGACUCUACCUGGAUGAGCUGGACAGCAGCAGCACAGCGCCACCCAGCAGCAGCUCCGCAUCACUGCAGGCUCUGGAGAAGAUGUCCUUGAGCAAUGGAGCAGAGACCAGAGACACUGGGAUCUCUAGCGAGAUGACUGCAGAGGAAACUUCUUCAAAGACUCCUGAGACUGACUGCUCCUCCUAGAGGCGGAGCCUCGCGGUUUUGUAUUUGGAGAUUUAACGACCGGAUUGGUGGGGAAAUCCCUUUCAAAGAACUGCUUCAGAGAAUUGUAUGACAAGCAUGAGGACAGGGGGAAAAUACACGUUGUUUUCCCUUUGCCCAUGGUGGGAUUUGGGGGUGUAGGCAAUGAUUUUGGGUAAAAUGACAUUGUUGUUUAAAGAAGCAUAAAUGUUUUGGGAUAUUUGCUUUACUAAUGUCAAAUGACAGGACAGCUAUGUGUGAGGAAACUUCACCAAGCUGUCAUGGAGGCACAGUGACAUCAGGGAGGAAGAGCAUACACAUUGUUAAACGCUUGUGUUUUUUUAGUUCACAAUGAGGACACUUUAUGUCUUACAGGGCCCGGUAGAGGCCAAGGACUCAUCUGUAAUAAAUCUGUCGACAACCUUCUUAAUCAUUGUAAGAAGCAAGAGUGAGGCCAGCAUGCCCAAUCACAUGACUCAUCAAUCAGACUGAGAAACCUUGCGAAACAGUGCCCUGGUAGUUCACUGGGUAGAGCGUGGCGUUGAUUCUGGCCCAAUCUGUCUCUCACUGUUAGAUAAAGCAGAAAUGCCAACAUAUCUUUAGAAAAAACAUUUUAUUUUGCCUGUUGUCACCGUAUCAGACGUUUUAACACAUUUGAAACCUGCUUGUGGUUAAAUUAUGAUCAUGGGUCUAAAUAUUUUAACAAGCACAUGAACAAAUAUGAUAUUGGAAAGUUAAGAGGAAUGAUGGACAAACGGUGUGAAAGUGUAUCUACAGUUAUCCAUCCCAGUUCAUUUUGACUCAAUUAACCAACAAUCUUUCCUCUUAUUUGACAGCUGAUGUUAUUUACUGUCUGGCUCUUACCAUUUGACAACCAGCGGUUUCCAGUGUAUCAUAAAGCUUUUCAAAGGCACCUCCUAAUCCCAGAACUGCUGCCUACCUGCCUCUAACAUUUUAGGGAACAACUGGAGUCCUUUUUUAAAACUCGAGUAGAAUCAUAAUGCCAGUGUUAAAUAGUGUGUGUUAUGUUCUUGGUUCAGUGGGUCCUUGUUGAGACAAUAAAGCCCUUCAGAGCCAGCAUUAAUAAAACAAUCAAAUAAUGAAAACUAUGCUGUUUGUCCAUUUAAGGCUGAAGAGAGUUUUAUUAAAAGUGACAAAUAGCCUUUGAAGUCCUUGAGGACAUUGUCAUUGCCCUGAAGGCCCUGUUCUAUUUCUGAGUCGGUGACUGUAGGGUACAAUAGACCCGUUAUUACGCCAUAGUUCAAUAACUUUGUUUCAUCACUAACAUAUUUUGGCAUGUCGCUGUAUUUUAAAUAUAUGGGGGGGGGGCACAAUACUACAAGUAUGAUACAAAUGUAAUUGAAAGCAAUCAUUCUUUGCAAUGUGUUGCUCAAUACUGUAUUUAGUUUUUCUUUUUUUAUUGUCGCAUUGCAUUCUGUCACUCCUCAUCGUAUGUAAUGCAAUAGAAUAAGACAAAGCAUAAACUACUGUAAAGUGGAUUGUGAACCCUGAAUACGUCACGACUCUGUGACCUUCCAGCAUUCACACGUCACUUUCUUUACCUUCUUUUUGUUAUUCAGCUUCCUUGGUGCUUGCUUCGUUUCUCCUUACUCUUCACACAUAUAAUGUGCAUCUUUAUAGGUAAUGUAUUCCAUUUAUUUAGUCUUUAAAUAAAGUUUGGUUUCUUUGUAUUACA